CCAAUUUUUAGUGACUGAAAAAUAUUUCUUCUGUUUUUCUUUCCGAAAGGAACAGUUCGCGAAAAAAUGCUUUAGACGUUGCUAUGGUUUCCUGUGUCAAUUGUUUUCCUUUUUUAAGAAUACUGUCAAAAACAAAAGUCAAAUAAUUAUGUUUAUUGAAAAUCACAGGAAUAUUAAUUUAACAUUAAAGUAAAAUUCCAAUAAUCUAUGUGCAUCUAAGAUGAAAUUUUCCAUUAGUGAUAAUGUCAAGAAAUUUUACCCUACAUCAGAAGAAUGUAGGGUAAAUAAUAACGUAGUAUGCACAGAGGAGGGUUGUUCUAGUGUGUUUAUAUCUGAGUCUAAUCUCAAUUUACAUUUAAUGAAGACCCAUAAGAAAACAAAUUUAAAUACGUCCGAUUCAUUUAAAAAACAGUAUUUCUGUCCAGAAUUGGGCUGUGCCUAUAAUUGCGAGAAGUAUUUUAAAGAACUAAAGAGCUUACGUGCACAUUAUAUGACGAAACAUAUCCCAGAAGAAUUUAAGUGUAUGAGUUGUCAAAAAAUGUUUUCUUUGCAAAAAAACUUGAGCCGCCAUGCUGAAUAUUGUGGCGUGGACUUCACUUGCCCAACAUGCAAGAUAGCUUACCCUUUAUAUGAGUCUUUGCAGACUCAUGGAAGAAGAAAGAAACAUUUUAUUCCCAUUAAGAGUGAAUUUAAAUUAAAUAGAAAUAAAUCAGAACCUAUCAUAGAAGUACCUACAUGUCGACCUGUAUUGCCAAAAAGUUCUUUUAGCGUUAUAAUAUUUCCUACUACUGGAAAUACUAUGUUUAGCCAAGAAAGUCAAACUUAUAACCGUGUACCUAAAUAUAAAAGUAAAAUGACACAGGUUUGCCAUGAGCUAGAAUUAAAACAAAAUGAUAAACAAACACAAAUUGGAUCAGCAAAUAAAUUUCUCUCAGUUGAAACUCAAACUAUAGGGGAUUAUAAUAUUGUACCUAAAAAAUCUAUUUUUAUUGAUGAUUUAUCUCAAAAAAAUUCAAGCACACUGACAGAUGUUGUGGAAUCCAAACACUCUUCUUGUAAUACUUCUUUCAAUGAAGAAGAUUUUCCUAUGAAAGAUAUUGAGACAAGCAAUUCUGGUACUCAAACUGGCAAUAGUGUAGAUAAUAAUAAUUGUUCAUCAUCUACAAAUACUCACAAUUCCAUAUAUACGGACACUUCAGACUUGCUUAGCGAAACUUUAAAUGUAAAUAUGGGCAGUUUUGAGUUUGAUAAUUGCAAUAUGGAAACUCAAACUGAUUUUAUUUUUGAUGAUGUGAUGUUUGGUUAUGAUUUAAUGAGCAACAUGUACACUCAAACUUGUGAUCAGAUCUUGACAGACUUAGGUUUUAGUAAUAUUCAAACUCAAACUGCUAUAGAUGAUAUGUUAAAGUCUGUGGAAAGUCAAACUGUGAUGUCUAGAAAGCGGCCUGAUAUUGGAGAUAGAGAUAUGAUGCACAUGGAGACUCAAACGGACAUGGAGUUUAGAGAAAUGUUAGAAGUUAUCAAUUCAUGACUAUAACUUAUUUACACUUGUUUGCAUAAAAUUUUAGAUUGUUACUAAAUUAAGUAGUUCAUGUCGAUGUAAUCAAGAUUCUACAUUUUAUUGAUAGAAUGUUUAUAUUUCUUGUCAGUAAAAUACAUGUUUUAUGAUAUUUCUGG
Molecule: messenger RNA, 1677 nt
Organism: Psylliodes chrysocephalus
Lineage: Eukaryota; Metazoa; Arthropoda; Insecta; Coleoptera; Chrysomelidae
Source: the annotation of a GenBank genome assembly